Messenger RNA from Porites evermanni, 8326 nucleotides. NCBI's taxonomy places the organism in Eukaryota, Metazoa, Cnidaria, Anthozoa, Scleractinia, Poritidae. The record is from the annotation of a GenBank genome assembly.
AUGAGAAACGUCCGAAAGAAGUUACCACAAUUACUCAUUGCCGUAACGUUAGUUGUCCUAGCGAUUAUAUGGAUAAUUCACUCUGAUUUCCUUGCUCCGGUCGAUCGCCUUCCCGACAAUCAUGGUCUCGAGGCACGAAGAUUGUCCCUAGAGAGAACGCUCGUCCCGAGCCAAGACCCACAUACCAAGCCAAGAAACCCCUCAGAAAGAAAACAAUACAAACAAUCCUUUGCAGGUAAAAUAUGUGCGAAUGCUAUCUUUACUCGAGGAAGCGGCUCGGCGUCUAUUACCGUAAAAUCCGAAAACAAGCCCCGGGGCUUAUAUUUUUCAAAGGCCCUUUUUGAGGAGCUUAUAUUCGGAGGGGCUUAUCUACGGAGGGAAAUCUGGUGCGUUUCAAAAUCGAUUGGGCUAGCCUUAUAGUUGGAAGGAAAAUAACGCUUUUUGGCUUUGUUUGACUUUGUAUUUGAGGGCAAUUUUCCAAGUACAAGCCCCCGGGGAGCUUAUAUUUGGAGGGGCUAUUUAACGGAGAGUUUUUUGCGUUACCGGUUUGGGGGGCUUGUAUUUGGAGGUACUUAUUUUCGGAAUUUUAAGGUAUAUUAAAUGGGCAGAUUUAGCAAGGAAAACUUGACGAAGCUGAAGACGCUGCUUGCAGGUCUUAAAACCGGCUUCACCAACGACAGAGCGCGAAAAUGAGCACCAUAAGUGACGUUCAGUUCUCUUCAUGUGAUUUCGCGUUCUUGCUAUUUUCCCGUUGCGUUUUCUUAGUAGCUAGAUCUGCCAUACUCCGAGAGGGAAGCAUUUUGUUGAAUGAGUACGGUGGUGGAAAAUAGCCUGAAAGCAUCUUCUUUUUUCUUACAAAGACUCUGAAUGAAGACAUCAAUUCUUCUUAAUUCUAACCAGAGUGUCAGCUAAAAGUGAGUGAUGAUAUUUUAAAGAAUGAACUAUUUUACUGGGAAUUUCAACUGCAAAUGAAUUUUCAAACUCGGAGCUCAUAGACUGAUAAUUUCCUCGCUUCCUUUAAUAUAUUUUUCCUUUUCGAUCCCUUUUAAGAAGGAGCUGGUUGACCCAAUGAUCUGACUUCCCACUUCCAUUCUAUCAAAAAUGGUCAGCAGAAGACAAAUAAACAAGGGAUUCUCUCUUUGUAGCAACAACAUUUGUUUUAACAUCUGAGGAAAGAUGCCGAAAGAACGAAAAACAAAUAUUUAUUGCGCCAUUUUAUAUUUCAGCUCCGACCACAGCGUCAAUGACCAGAAUGAAAUCUCCUCAGAGGCGAUCACUCUGUCCAGCGGUUGAGGUAAUGAACAGCUCCAAAGUGACCAAGUUGGGAAAAUAUCCUCAAGAUAAACGUAAGUAACUACAAUUAUUAUACAUUGUACUCACUAACUGUCUUCUCUUUGGCUAAGAGCCAACAGCUAAUUUUGGAAAUCAGCGCAACAUUAUAGAUUAGUUAGUUAUCUGCUAGCAGACUGACUGACUGUGUGGGUUGCGCGCGCAAUGCAUAUAACAAUAUCAGUUCAGGUUCCUUGCGAGCGUGAAUAGAUUCGGUUCUUGUGAUAUCCUAAAUAAUCAAGGAGUCGGUAAGUGUUGUUAGCCUCGGCCUUUGGCUUAGCUGAUAACACUUGCCUCGACCUUGAUUAUUCCGGUAUCACAAACCUCAACCUCAUCCAAUAAUUGUUUAAAAUCACCUAAAAUUUACCAGCUUUAUGGUAGCAUUUCUGUGUCUUUUUAAAAAGGCGGGAAAUCACGAAGUCAAAUCAGCUUGCACGCAACAUAUUUUUGGUAAAAAAAAAAAAAAAAAANUGAUCUUGUAGGCAGGUACGCUUCUUCUAACUCUUUUCUCCGUGAAAGUAAAUUUGGUUGAUUAGUUAGGGUAGUCCGCAUGGUAGUCCGCGGACUAGUCCGUAGAGUAGUCCGCGGAGUAGUCCGUAGAGUAGUCCGCGGAGUGGGGUCAGUGGGUAGUCCGCGGAGUGGGGGUCAGUUUUUUCAACUCUCCCCCUUGGGAGCGUGAAUAGAUUCGGUUCUUGUGAUAUCCUAAAUAAUCAAGGAGUCGGUAAGUGUUGUUAGCCUCGGCCUUUGGCUUAGCUGAUAACACUUGCCUCGACCUUGAUUAUUCCGGUAUCACAAACCUCAACCUCAUCCAAUAAUUGUUUAAAAUCACCUAAAAUUUACCAGCUUUAUGGUAGCAUUUCUGUGUCUUUUUAAAAAGGCGGCAAAUCACGAAGUCAAAUAAGCUUGCACGCAACAUAUUUUUGGUAAAAAAAAAAAAAAAAAACACGAACAAAUUUACUCCGAACGGGGGUUAAAAAGAUGACCAGUUCAGAGCUUUUACACUUUCGGAAAUGUGACUCAACAGCAUGGCGGGUUAGAAAUAAUGUAUCAUCGAGCGGAUUCGAAUUGGCGUGGGAAUCUGUUGUGUUUCGCGCUUUUCCAGCAGUCUUUGCUCGCCUUUUUGUAACACAACAACGAAGAACAAACGGCUGGAAGGCUUGUGAAAAAUGUGAUGAAAAAUGGAUUUGAAAUGUUAGAGAAAGUGAGAAUUUUCUUCUCAUGUACGUGUCAAUUUUCGGUCAAUUUUGCGUGUUAUUAUCAUCUUCACUUUGGAAUAUCUCUCGUGAAAAAUUUUUUCAGGCCUUCAAAAACCCCUCUGGACAUUCUCGAGAUACAGUAAAACCUGUAUUAAGCGGACACCGUAUUAAGCGGACACCCUCUAUUAAGCGGACAAUAGUCGAAGUCCCCAAAUUUAUUUCCCUUAUUUACUUUAAAUGAAACCUUUAUUAAGCGGACACCUCUAUUAAGCAGACGUGGACACCUAAAAAGUACCUAAAAUGGUCAUUUUUAUUGUUGCCAACCUGUAUUAAACGGACACUUGUAAUUUAAUUCCACCACCCAACAUACCAGACACCGGAAAUCAGAAAGAUUGCGUCGAAUUGCAACCCACCAAUUUUUUCGAUUUUUACAUUAAAAAACGUGAUUUGACGAACUUAUUUGAUUAGUUUCCUAGUUCAGUAUUGUUUUCUAUUUCGUUUUGUUUGUAUAGAGCUUUUUUCACUCAUCUGAUUUCUUCAAAUUUGAGUUGCAAUCUAUGUUUAACGUACUAUGUUCAAUUGGUCCACUUCGAUGAAGAAAUUCAUGCAAACGUAUAUCGUCAUAGUCUCUGGGAGUAUUCUAAACGUUUCCACUGUUCAUUUGAAUGGCAUUUGACACCUCAUAUGACGUUAUCUAUCAGUAUUGAAACCUGUAUUAGGCGGACACCCUGUAUUAAGCGGACACUACAGCAUUCCCCAAGAGAUAUUGAGAUAUUCUAGCUUUUCCAUGUGAACUGUGGAGAAGGGUCGCUAUUCUGGUAGACGGGCCGCCGGAUUUUGUUUGCGAAGCAAUUGUCUGUAGCAAAAUGCAUGAACGCCUGUGGAGCAGGAGUUUUAACCUUUCUUAGACGUUUUUAUAAUGUAAAGGGUUAUAGCUUUUUACUGCGACUAAAUAACCUUUAAAUGAAGAUUUCUAUUUUCUUUAGAUUUUUUAUUUUCUUUAGAUUUCCGGGCCCAGCAUAAAUCGGCUUCGCCGCAACUGAAAUCGUAGGUAAUAAAGUUAUUGUCCUCUUCCUGCAAACUAUUUAUCCCGAAGAAUAAAACAUAUGAUUAGACUGUUGUUUUCACAAAUUCGCUUUCCUUAACUGAACCAGGAUAUUUUUCCUGGCUACCGAGGCCACUGUGAAAUAACUCCUCAUGUACAGUACAGAAAGAAGCUCUCAAGAUCGGCCCGCUCUAUCGCUAUUUAGUCUAUACACACGACACGUUUAUCUUUUCCUGUAAAUGGUUCAUCCUAACGAGAUUCAUAUUAACUUCUUUUCCGCUCUGAUUUUUUCAUGGCGUAUGCUGCGCUUCAGUUCUCUUGACUCGUGACUGCCAAUACAUAACUUCAUGAAAACAAACACUGCAUCACGGCUCCAAAUAUGCACCGUGAUUGGGUAAUUGUUUGCACGACAAGCUUAGGCUGGUUCAGGAAUUUGGGUCCCCACUGCUUGAAGGUGUUAUAAGCCGGAUUAAUCCCGACACGUUUUAGCGGCAAAUUUUCCUCAUUAAGGUAUACUAGUUUCCUUGAACGCCUUGGCCGAGUUGUUCGAAGGCCGAUUAGCGCUUAACCCGGGGUUAAAAUUAACCCGGGUUUCUUUAUCUUGUGUUCAAAAGCAUUUUCUCGGAUAAUUUUCUGUGCUGUUUUUAGAGCUUCCAAUCAUCAACUUGUAGACAAAAAGAAUUAAAGCUGAAAUGCUUUUUAAGCUUUCAGAUCUUAAUUCAAAUCUCGGACUAACCCUGGGUUAUCCUAACUCAGCUUUGAACAACUCGGCCCAGAUGUGUAAUACAAUAAAACAAUGGGACAGGGCUACUCUUUCUUUGCUGUUACAUUUUUCGAGGCUAGCGGUUUCGUGCCCGCUUGGUUAAAAAAUAUGGAUCACCGGAAUUUUCAGUUUUAAAACGCAUUUAUCUUAGUUGCCAUUGUAUUGUUAAAGGAUUACAUAAAUAAAUUUGUUAGAGAGAAAUAAAUACUUCAAACAUUUAAUCGUUAGACAUAGGAAAAUAAAUGCGCUAGUGUUGUUGUUAGACACAGGCAAAUUAAUGCCCCAAUGUAUUUGUUAGACAAAGGCAAAUUAAUGCCCCAGUGUAUUUUGUUAAAAACAGGCAAAUUAAUGCCCCAGUGUAUCUUGUUAGACACAGGCAAAUUAAUGCCCCAGUGUAUUUGUUAGACACAGGCAAAUUAAUGCCCCAGUGUAUUUGUUAAACACAGGCAAAUUAAUGUCCCAGUGUAUCUUGUUAGACACAGGCAAAUUAAUGCCCCAGUGUAUUUUGUUAGACACAGGCAAAUUAAUGCCCCAGUGUAUUUGUAAGACACAGGCAAAUUAAUGCCCUAGUGUAUUUUAAACACAGGCAAAUUAAUGCCCCGUUGUACUUUGUUAAACUCAGGCAAAUUAAUGCCCCAGUGUAUUUGUAAGACACAGGCAAAUUAAUGCCCUAGUGUAUUUUGUUAAACACAGGCAAAUUAAUGCCCCAGUGUAUUUGUUAGACACAGGCAAAUUAAUGCCCCAGUGUAUUUGUUAAACACAGGCAAAUUAAUGUCCCAGUGUAUCUUGUUAGACACAGGCAAAUUAAUGCCCCAGUGUAUUUUGUUAGACACAGGCAAAUUAAUGCCCCAGUGUAUUUGUUAGACACAGGCAAAUUAAUGCCCCAGUGUAUUUUAUUAGACACAGGCAAAUUAAUGCCCCAGUGUAUUUGUUAGACACAGGCAAAUUAAUGCCCCAGUGUAUUUGUUAAACACAGGCAAAUUAAUGUCCCAGUGUAUCUUGUUAGACACAGGCAAAUUAAUGCCCCAGUGUAUUUUGUUAGACACAGGCAAAUUAAUGCCCCAGUGUAUUUUGUUAAACACAGGCAAAUUAAUACCCCAGUGUAUUUUGUUAAACACAGGCAAAUUAAUGCCCCAGUGUAUUUUGUUAGACACAGACAAAUUAAUGCCCCAGUGUAUUUGUAAGACACAGGCAAAUUAAUGCCCCAGUGUAUUUGUUAAACAUAGGCAAACUACGGUAUUUGUUAGACAAAGGCAAAUUAACAGCCCAGUGUAUUUGCUGUAUUUGUUAAACACAGGUAAACUGAUUAAUGCCCCAGUGUAUUUGAUAGACCCGGGCAAAUAAGGAUCAAUUCUUCGCUUGAAAUAUCACUCAGCAUGCCUAUAUAUUUAAUGCUCAAGUUUAGAGAUAUUUCCUGAGGAAAGAUCCAGAUGUUUUAUAGGCCGGCAUAUAUUUACAUGUAUCGGGUCUAUAUAACAUUUCUACGACUAAAAUGAUUGUCCUGUUCGAAGCCUCUCGGCCUUAUUGAUAUUAACGCCAUAAUUUUUAGCAGUUUCAUUAGCCACUGAGCUGGUCCUCAUAACCACUUCUGAGCUUCAGCAAACAUUAAGAUCAAGCUCGAUUAGCAUCUUUAUAGCGUCACGUCUUCGACAUAACAGUCCGCUCGCAUUUAUAGCUAAAACGUUUUCUUUAUGUAAAGAUUUGUAAUUACUCACCUUGCGGCCCUGAUAGUAAUUAUUUACCUGUUUCAGUGAAGAUCACAAGAUAGCCAGCUUGUGCACAAGCGAAAAUUAAACGAGAAAAAAAUUCGUCUUGAAUGCCAUGGCAUUUGAGCGCGCAGUAGAGCGAGAUUACUUCAUUUUUCCCGCUAAUAUUUCCGAAUAUGGUAUUGCUGUAAUAAAUUAACCCCAAUAAGUAACGCAGCAUCUUGCUUGUGUUCUUUGUUCUGUUGGUUUUUAUAAAGUCACCGUCAACAGAUCCAAAUGUUCUCUGAUUCUGUUUUAACUGUUCCAAACGAAGAAUAUUUUUAGAGAGAAUUUUUUAAAAUUGGAAAUAGCAGACGCAACAUCAAAUUGUUUGUGACCGGAUAUGUAAUCAACUAUCUUACCGCAGUUUGUCAUAUGCCUAACCUCAAGGGAGGCAAAUGGCCGCAGGAUUUUAACGCUUGGGAAAAUGCCUGCGGUAAAUUCCUGAACCGGCCUAAGCCGCUCAUGUUGGUGGCCAAUCAAAUCACUUCCAAACGUGGAAAAGCUCUGGACUGAUGAAAAAGUGCCGUUAUUUUACUACUCGGAAAGGGCGAAGCGUCGAUGUAUUUAUCUAGCGCUCUUCAUCGACCCUGAGGGGGAUGUUUUAGUAUUUACCAGAUCAGUUGGAUAAAAAUGAAAAAAGUAACUUCUUGUAAAUUAAAAAUGUCACUUAGUAGGAAGAUUUCGGGGAUUUUGUCAAGUGCAUUUUUACGAAUUUGUUGCAAAUUGAACGUGAAAAUAACUUUCUACCCACCAGUAAACACCGACAAGCCACUGAAGUUCGUCGCUUUUUUGGUAUUUGUUUGAACGACUGCUUCAUUUAUCGCUCAAAUUUCGUCUUCCGAAAAUUUCUUGAAACGAGAUGCCAUCUCGUGAAUAGGAUAUUCAGAGUCACUGGAGCCAAUCAAAACGCGCAGAAAUUGCUAUUCACUGAUUUGGUAAAUACUAAAAGGUGUUACCCCACAGGAAUGGGAUCCUGACCCCAGAUCAUUAUUCCAGCAAAAGAGCAGGAGAAAAAACGAAGUACAAAUUGUAUUUAAGGUAUACGUAAUUGUAAACAAAAACUAACCGCAGACUGUGUGCUUCUUUGAUAGGAUUUCUGUCCAUUGGUAUCGCGUCCGUUGCAAGACCAUCGGGAGCCAACUAUUUGCUACAAACUAUUCAAAGUUUGAUCGACAACACAAACGAUGUGGACAAGAAAGACAUUUCUAUUGUUGUAUUUCUGGCAGACAUUAAUGAAUCGCCGAAAUCAACGGCAAAGGGCGAGCUUACUCAAAACUUCCGCAAAUACAUUGAUGAGGGUCUUUUGACAGUGAUCGAAGCAUAUCCAGAAUUUUACCCACCACUAAAUAACAUAAAAGAAAAGUAUGGCGACUCGGAUAGCAGGAGAACAUGGCGAUCAAAGGAAAACUUAGAUGCAACUUUCGUCAUGUGUUACUGCAAGGAUCUAUCACAGUAUUACAUUCACCUUGAGGACGACGUCAUCUCUUCUCCUAGCUUUUUCCCUAAACUACAGGGUUUCAUUAAGACUCAAAGUGUAAAGUCUUGGUUGAUGCUUGAUUUGACUAUCCAGGGAAGCAAAGCAAAAGCGUAUCAGUCGAACGACCUGGCAAACAUCGCUUCAUACUUUUAUCUCAUGUUUGAUGAAAUGCCCAUUGAUUGGUUGAUGGAUUACUGGCGAAAAAUCAAAGACGAGAAACAAGGUUCGCGUCGAUUGCCUCCGGCGUCGCUUUUUCAACACAUCGGAGAUCAGUCCUCUCUUAAAGAAAAAGGAUUAUCAGGAAGGGAGCAGAGGGAACCAUUUUUUGACCAGUAUGACCAAAAGUACAGGGGACGCAACCCUCCUGCCAUCGUCACUUCGUCAAUGUCCUCUAACAAAGGAAAACCACGAGAUGCUUAUGAGAAGGGUAGCGGCUAUUUUUGGGCGAGUCAUCAAAGAAAAGGUAACUACGUCCUUAUAAAAUUUAACGCACCAAUUGCUGUAAGAAAGGUGUUUGUUGACACGGGCAGUUAUGAAGCGAGUAACAGUUUGCUACACCAUGGUGUUCUACAAGCCAGUUUCGCGUCUACCAAGGGUGAAGCCAAUACAUGUCAACGUUUUAAGACUUUGACAGAAUUCAGGGAAGGAAAAGCAGAUAUAUCUCUUAAUCAGUCCAGCGAUAGAGUCAAAUGCCUAAAAAUCUUAGUCACGGAAGACUACAGUGAAGAUAUCUACCUUCGUGAAAUUGACGUGUGGUGGGACCCUUAA